This is a messenger RNA of Folsomia candida, 1502 nucleotides long. RefSeq names its product sulfite oxidase. The transcript has 6 exons. Lineage: Eukaryota; Metazoa; Arthropoda; Collembola; Entomobryomorpha; Isotomidae. The record is from RefSeq and is a predicted model, not a curated record. Gene Ontology annotation, molecular function: molybdenum ion binding; molybdopterin cofactor binding; oxidoreductase activity. Gene Ontology annotation, cellular component: mitochondrion. Bases 74 to 1414 code for a protein of 446 amino acids.
UGCUAUAAUUAUUGCUGACUAUUACACUUCUGUAUCUCCUAAAAGGCACUAACUAGUCAAUAAAUAAAGAAAAAUGAUACCUGUACUAAUUAAUUUUCUUCUUACGGCACGUGAAAUCAGUGUGAUUACUUGUACUCAGAAUAUAAGCAACUUUACCACCGAGGAAAGUCAGACAACGAUAGAUUUGGCAUCCAAUUAUAAUACUACUUGUCUCGAGUACACCAAUAUUUUCAUCCCAAAUAAUGUAACAUGUCCACCUCUAAAUGAAACUGAUCCUUAUGCCAACGACCCUCCUCGAGAUUCUAGACUUAUAUCGAGAUCCAUCAAGCCCUACAAUGGAGAACCACCAUCGAAUCUACUACUUGAGAAAUUUUAUACCCCAAACGAGAUAUUCUACGUGCGCAACAAUCUUCCCGUCCCAUGCGUCCAUGUUGGAAACUAUAGUUUGGAAGUUGGUGGCAUUAAUCUGACCACGGUCCAACUGACGCUACGCCAACUGACCACACUUUUUUCCCCGACGACCAUCUCGGCCGUACUGCAAUGUGCUGGGAAUCGAAGGAGUGAAAUGAACCGAGUCAAACCCGUUUCUGGGACGAAAUGGACCGGUGGUGCGAUUGGAAAUGCCAACUGGACUGGAACCAAUUUACGGGAUAUCCUAGCAUUGGCUGGAUUUCAAAGAGGGAAUUAUUCACCUGAUGUAUUGAACACUCUCCACAUUCAGCUAACAGGGCUGGAUCAAGACCCCAAGACUGGGACAUAUUACGGUGCUUCAAUUCCAGUCAGUUACAUCCUAGACGACAAUUUCACACCGCUCGUUGCCUAUGCCAUGAAUGGAAAAAGCCUCACACCAGACCACGGUUUUCCUGUGAGAGCAAUCCUGCCCGGAAUUGUGGGGGCGAGAAACGUUAAAUGGCUACAAAAAAUUACCCUUGCGACUCAAGAAGCGCAGACGAUUUAUCAGCUGGAGAAAUAUAAGGCGUUCUCACCCUCGAUUACAAGUGCCACGGUGACACAAGAAGACUACAAUAAUACGGACCCAAUCAUGGAUCUGCCAGUGACGUCUUAUUUGGCUUCACAUACGGAUGGGCAAAUUGUCGAAAAUGGGACGAUUUUAGUAGAAGGUUACGCGUACUCUGGCACAGGAAGGCACAUUCAGAGAGUAGAAUUAUCACAGGAUCUUGGCAGCAACUGGAUUUUAGCGGAAGUGACGGAAAGAACCUCAAAGAAGUUGCGAAGGAACUGGUCGUGGGUGUUCUGGAAGCGUAAUGUAUCUUUAUCAGUGGGACGGAAUGAAAUCUGGGUGAAAGCGGUCGACUCAGGGUACAACCAACAACCUCAAGAGAUUAAGGACGUCUGGAAUUUUGAUGGUUAUUUGAAUGUAGCAUAUCAUAAAGUUGUGCUUAAUGCCAGUUAAAGACUGCAAGUUUCCUGUCAGUUAAUGAGAAAUAAUUGAGGAAAAAUUUUAUGCAAUAAAGUACAAAGUCGGGGAUUUCCAAUGAACA